CCGUACUUUGAAUUCUAUGCCAUUGCGGGUUUUUUUGCAGAGCAGCAGCAGCAACAGCAGCAGCAGGAGCCAGCGGAGCAGGAAGAGGGAGCACGAGAGGAACCGAGCCAGGGACUUGAGUUCCUGCGCCAGUUGCCCCAAUUUGAGCAACUUCGUGAAAUGGUCCAGUCCAAUCCGUCGCUUCUUCCUCAGAUCAUCCAGCAGAUCGCCCAGUCCAAUCCGGCGCUCAUGGAAGCCAUCCAGAAUAACCAGGUGUAACGAUCGAAAGAUGCCCGAACGGGGGCUGCUGCUAUGUAGGAACGGUGUUGCUGCGGAGCUGUGGAAGGCGUUUGCCCAAACUAAUAAAUAA
Molecule: messenger RNA, 349 nt
Organism: Gongylonema pulchrum
Lineage: Eukaryota; Metazoa; Nematoda; Chromadorea; Rhabditida; Gongylonematidae
Source: the annotation of a GenBank genome assembly